AUGCAGAGUGACCACGGCCCGAAUACGGCCACAUAUGCUGUGUCGCGCUCACGCGGAAAACAGCCAGGAGAGUCCCUUUACAGUACCAAACUCAGGGAGAGAAGAAUAGCGAAUGGACAAGGAAGAUCUUCCGACGAAUCUGAGUCCGAUGAGGAGCAUGAACCAGGUUGGGUUGGCCGCAAGACCUUUAAUGCUGUGGUACUACACCAAUUGUUCCACCGCAAGGUUAUCCGCCGCUCUGACGGCAUUGUCGUCAAGUCUGGGAAACGUCUGGCCCUCGGCGAGGCCGAGGCAAUGAGAGUGGCCAGGAACGCAGGCAUCCCAGUUCCCCAUGCCCACCAGGCUAAAACUCUUCCCGACGGCAAAAGCGAAAUACACAUGGACUAUAUUCAAGGCGAGUCCCUUGACAAGCUGUGGUCAACCAUGUCGGUAGAGGAGAAGAAAGACAUUUCCCGCCAGCUCCGCGAAAUUUUGGAGCAGAUGCGAUCGAUUUCCCCGCCGAGUGAGCUCAUCGGCGCUUGUGAUGGCACGGAAAUUCGGGAUACUAGAGUUCUCAAAACGUAUCACCACCCCCCUUGUCGCGAUGAAGAAUCGUUUAAUAAUUUCCUACUAUCGAGUCUUGUCAAAACUACACCUGAGAUGAUCCGGGAGGCGUUUUCUCUCCACUUGCGGACCGAUCACCGUGUCGUUCUCUCGCACUGCGAUCUUGCUCCCAGAAAUAUCUUGGUCCAAGACGGCAAAAUUACGGGGCUGGUAGACUGGGAGGACGGUGGGUGGUAUCCGGAGUACUGGGAUUAUGUCAAGUUCUUCCAGCGCCCUGCGAAUUCGGACUGGAAAGAAUACGCAAAAGACAUUUUUCCCAGGCUCUAUCACGAUGAAUUGGUUGCGUACACUGCUAUAUCUAGAUGGCAGGACUCUUAA
Metarhizium acridum CQMa 102 is the source of this 921-nucleotide messenger RNA. Lineage: Eukaryota; Fungi; Ascomycota; Sordariomycetes; Hypocreales; Clavicipitaceae. The record is from RefSeq and is a predicted model, not a curated record.